GAGCCACCGCCCAGCCGCCGGCCGGCGCCGCUCGGAGCUGCGUCCCGGGGACGUGGGGCCGCAGGGAGGGGCUGCGCGUGCCAAAGGAACCGCCCUGCUUGGCCUGGAACCGUCUACCUUUGCACCUGCCCACUGAGCUGAAGCUUGGCCCCAGAGCAUCUGCAGAGGGAAGGGCUAGAAUGUACUAGAACAUGCUCUAAAGACCCCUGCAACCAGAGCCAGGAAGCCGUGAGCUCAGCCCAGAUCUGAAGAAACUGCAUCUGUCUACAGUGUACAACCCAGUGGUUUUUCGUGUAGUCACAGCCGCCCGGCCCCCCCUCCCCCGCCCGCCAUGGCCUCGGCCGACAAGAACGGCGAGAGCGUUUCCUCCGUGUCCAGCAGCCGCCUGCAGAGCCGGAAGCCGCCCAACCUGUCCAUCACCAUCCCACCACCCGAGGCGCUGGCCCCUGGCGAGCAGGCUAGCAUGCUGCCCCAGGGAGCCAAAGAGCCAGGCCAGGGCACGGGCGCCACCAAGUCCCAGCCUGUCCCCCCACAGAGGCCCAGGAACCCAGCCUACGUGAAGAGCGUCAGCCUCCAGGAGCCACGGGGAGGACGCCAGGAGGGCAGCUCGGAGAAGCGCCCUGACUUCCGCCGCCAGGCCUCCCUGUCCCAGAGCAUUCGAAAGGGCACAGCCCAGUGGUUCGGGGUCAGCGGCGACUGGGAGGUGAAGCGGCAGCACUGGCAGCGGAGAAGCCUGCACCACUGCAGCGUGCGCUACGGCCGCCUCAAGGCCUCGUGCCCGCGGGACCUGGAGCUCCCCAGCCAGGAGGCGCCGUCCUUCCAGGGCACCGAGUCCCCAAAACCCUGCAAGAUGCCCAAGAUCGUGGAUCCGCUGGCCCGAGGACGGGCGUUCCGCCACCCAGAUGAGGUGGACAGGCCCCACGCCCCACACCCGCCACUGACCCCCGGGGUCCUGUCCCUCACGUCCUUCACCAGUGUCCGCUCUGGCUACUCCCACCUGCCCCGCCGCAAGAGGAUGUCUGUGGCCCACAUGAGCUUUCAGGCGGCCGCCGCCCUCCUCAAGGGGCGCUCAGUGCUGGAUGCCACGGGACAGCGGUGCCGGGUGGUCAAACGCAGCUUUGCCUACCCCAGCUUCAUGGAGGAGGACGUGGUCGAUGGGGCAGACACAUUUGACUCCUCAUUUUUUAGUAAGGAAGAAAUGAGCUCCAUGCCCGAUGAUGUGUUUGAGUCUCCCCCACUCUCGGCCAGCUACUUCCGGGGGAUCCCACGCUCGGCCUCCCCCGUCUCCCCCGAUGGGAUACAGGUCCCUCUGAAGGACUAUGGCCGAGCCCCAGGGCCCGGGGCCAGGCGCAGCAAGCGCAUCGCCUCCAAGGUGAAGCACUUUGCCUUUGACCGCAAGAAGCGGCACUACGGCCUGGGCGUGGUGGGCAGCUGGCUGAACCGCAGCUACCGCCGCAGCAUCAGCAGCACCGUGCAGCGCCAGCUGGAGAGCUUCGACAGCCACCGGCCCUACUUCACCUACUGGCUGACCUUCGUCCACAUCAUCAUCACACUGCUGGUGAUCUGUACCUAUGGCAUCGCGCCCGUGGGCUUCGCCCAGCACGUCACCACCCAGCUGGUGCUCAGGAACAAAGGUGUGUAUGAGAGCGUGAAGUACAUCCAGCAGGAGAACUUCUGGAUCGGCCCCAGCUCGAUCGAUUUGAUCCACCUGGGAGCCAAGUUCUCACCCUGCAUCCGGAAGGACCGGCAGAUCGACCAGCUGGUGCUUCGGGAGCGAGACCUUGAGCGGCACUCGGGCUGCUGUGUCCAGAACGACCACUCGGGCUGCAUCCAGACCCAGCGGAAAGACUGCUCGGAGACUUUGGCCACUUUUGUCAAGUGGCAGGAUGACACGGGCCCCCCCAUGGACAAGUCUGAUCUGGGCCAGCGGCGAACGUCAGGGGCAGUGUGCCAUCAAGACCCCAGAACCUGUGAGGAGCCAGCCUCUAGCGGCGCCCACAUCUGGCCCGACGACAUCACCAAGUGGCCAAUCUGCACGGAGCAGGCCAAGAGCAACCGCACCGGCUUCCUGCACAUGGACUGCCACAUCAAGGGCCGCCCGUGCUGCAUCGGCACCAAGGGCAGCUGUGAGAUCACCACCCGGGAAUACUGUGAAUUCAUGCACGGCUAUUUCCAUGAGGAGGCAACACUCUGCUCCCAGGUGCACUGCUUGGACAAGGUGUGUGGGCUGCUGCCGUUCCUCAACCCCGAGGUCCCAGAUCAGUUCUACAGGCUCUGGCUGUCUCUGUUCCUCCAUGCGGGCGUGGUCCACUGCUUCGUGUCUGUGGUCUUCCAAAUGACCAUCCUGCGGGAUCUGGAGAAGCUGGCCGGCUGGCACCGCAUCGCCAUCAUCUUCAUCCUCAGCGGCAUCACCGGCAACCUCGCCAGCGCCCUCUUCCUCCCGUACCGGGCGGAGGUGGGCCCGGCCGGGUCGCAGUUCGGCCUCCUCGCCUGCCUCUUCGUGGAGCUCUUCCAGAGCUGGCAGCUGCUCGAGCGGCCCUGGAAGGCCUUCUUCAACCUGUCGGCCCUUGUCCUCUUCCUCUUCAUCUGCGGCCUCCUGCCCUGGAUCGACAACAUCGCCCACAUCUUCGGCUUCCUCAGCGGGGGGCUGCUGGCCUUCGCCUUCCUGCCCUACAUCACCUUUGGCACCAGCGACAAGUACCGCAAGAGGGCCCUCAUCCUGGUCUCGCUGCUGGUCUUCGCCGGCCUCUUUACCUCGCUGGUCAUCUGGCUCUACGUCUACCCCGUGCACUGGCCCUGGAUCGAGUACCUCACCUGCUUCCCCUUCACCAGCCGCUUCUGCGAGAAGUACGAGCUGGACCAGGUGCUGCACUGACCGCCUGCCCCCCGGGCGGGGCAUCGCUGCUGCCCACAGGGCGCUGGGGGCACCGGGGCCCCAGGCCGCAGCCCUGAGACCCGCUGCCAGGGGGCCCGGGCUCUCCCUCCACCAGGCCAGGCAGUCACAAGGGCGGGGUCCCCCGGGGCAGUGAUUCCUUUCCCAAGGUCCUCAGGCUUUGUCCGUCCCCCCACUCAGCCUCUGUUGGUGUCUCCUGGCCACACACGCACACAGACACAGACACCAUCACUGUGAGAGUGCCCUUACUCGGACGUGGGCAGGGUGCCCACCCCUGCCUCACCAUGCCAGCCUUCCUGCCUGUUUCUCCUCCCGUCUCUGCCCUAAGAGCCCAUGUCCCUUGUUCAUCGGUGGCCUGGUGAGCCUGCCCUUAAUGCUCCUGCAGCAGACUUGUGGGAAAGGCUUUGCCGUGGUCUGAGGCAGAGAGAGAGCACCGAGACCCGGUUAGGCGGGGAAGCUGGGAGCCUCUGCUUGUUCUGAGCACACAGAGGCUGUCCCCUCUGUCCCUCCUGGCCCUCCCUUCAAGUCAGUGUUCUGCCUCACGGGGCUGGCUCUGAGAAGGCCGGCCCUGCCCCACUCUGCCUCACUCCUGCCCAGGUUGGGGUGGGGGCUGGGCUACUCACUCCUGCCCAAGCUGGGGUGGGUUCCCAGGGGUUGCCCAAGGCUCAGUCAGACCCGUUUUUUACUGGUUUAUAUUAAGGUUCUAAUUUUUAAAAGUAACGCUAACUUUAUACAUGGA
Messenger RNA from Hyaena hyaena (striped hyena), 3632 nucleotides. It is a transcript of the gene RHBDF2, whose product is annotated as rhomboid 5 homolog 2. Lineage: Eukaryota; Metazoa; Chordata; Mammalia; Carnivora; Hyaenidae. Gene Ontology annotation, cellular component: endoplasmic reticulum membrane. The transcript has 20 exons. The record is from RefSeq and is a predicted model, not a curated record. The coding region runs from base 332 to 2875 and encodes 847 amino acids. Gene Ontology annotation, biological process: regulation of protein secretion; regulation of epidermal growth factor receptor signaling pathway. Gene Ontology annotation, molecular function: serine-type endopeptidase activity.